UUUUCUCAAUCAUAAUAUAUGACCAUGAACGUAUUUUCUCUCACUUUAUAAAAGCACACUCCCGGUAGGUGUAGGUGCGGUGGUAUCUGUCUCCGUUUGGCGUAUUUGCUAUCUGGCUGGUUUGUACUGUUACUUUCCUUCUUUCUACCAUCGACCACUUUCCUUUGCACCAUUAUUUAAUCAGCGUCUUCUCCUCGAACAGUCAUUCGUCUCUCAUCUCAGCUCGAAAAUGGCAACAGCAUCGAUUCUCUUCAUCGAUGCCUACGACUCUUUCGCAGAAAAUAUUACUGCUCUACUACGCCUGCAACUUUCUGUCUCUGUCACGUUGAUCAGGAUCGAUUGCGACAUCCCAAGCCAAUACAAUCGGUCAUGUCGAGAUUUCUUUUCGACCUUUGACGCAAUCGUCCUUGGUCCGGGUCCAGGAAACCCCCACAAUGAGUCAGAUGUUGGUCUGUUUAGACAAGUGUGGGAGUGCGCCGCAGAACUCGACUUACCGGUCCUCGGUAUCUGCCUAGGGUUCCAAAGUCUCUGUGUACAGUAUGGUACCCCUAUUGUUCGAAUGGGUUUACCAUGUCAUGGACACGCCAAAGACAUUCAACACGCGGACAAAGAUAUCUUUGCUGGCUGUGGGGCGAUCGUGGCAACAAAUUACAACAGCCUGGGUGUACGACUGAAGGAUUUCAAACAGGAUGACAGCACAAACACAAGCCGUCGGAGUUCAACCGGCUCCGUGGAUAGUAUCUCCUCGUAUCAAAGUCUACAAUCCGGCGCGUCGGUCUUCUCGAAGCCGUCAAACGUUAGAGCACGACAUCACUUCAAUGACAGUCUAGAAGUUCUGGCUUGGGACAAGGAUGACUGGGUGAUGGCUGUCAAACACAAAACUCUCCCUUUCCAUGGCUUCCAAUUUCAUCCAGAAUCAUGCAAGUCAAACCCAGCCUGUCAUGACCUCGUCAAACGAUGGUGGGGUGCAUCUCAGGCGCAUAUUCCCUCACCCAAAUUUCUUUCAAGGACGAUAGAAUCGAACGCUACUCCACCAAGCUUGCCUCGACAUACCACGAGCGGCUGUGACUCUGAUGAGCCAACAGUGGUCGAGGUUAACGGUGCAACGGGCGACAAUAUCGUCUUUCGCGCCAGCAUUCCAAUGCCCAACGGAGCCGAGAAACUUGCUUCACUGUGCCACAAGUUGUCCCCCUCCAACAGUGUUUUGAUGCUAGAGUCCACUAAAAGAGGUCGCUACAGCAUCUAUGCGUUUACCGACGAUUCAAACUUGCGGAUUGAGUACACAGAUGGCAAGAUUGCGCACUUCCAGGGCCAAGAACCGAAAGGGGAGCAUCAAAUUGGACGAGAUGAGCUCAUAGACACAAUCGAAAACUUCAUGCGUCCCAAAAACGUUAUCGAUGAUAAACCUCACCUGCCUUUCAGGGGCGGCUUUAUGGGCUUCGUGUCGUACGAGUUUGGCACCGAUUCGCUUAAUCUGCAUGUCCAUCCUCGAGGGCGUCCAUCCUCGUGCAUACCAGAUGUCAGUCUUCUCUGGGUGGACCGCAGCAUCGUGUUCGACCAUGAGACAAAAACAGCACAUGUUCAAACAAUCAGAAAUGGGGACAAGGACUGGGUUGAAGGCAUGAGUGGCAGACUCAGCUUAAGAAAUGAAACGACGAUGCGAUCAAGAGAUCCGUUGGAGCAAAUUGAGCUACAGAGAAUCCUCGCUUCCACGACCUACACCUUUCCCAGCCACGACCAAUAUCUCUCGAAAAUUCGCGCCUGUCAAUCCGAGCUUGUCGCUGGCAACUCCUACGAACUGUGCCUCACCACUGAAGCCACAGUCACCACACCCACGACAUCCAACCCCACGACAAAUUCCUGGCUCCUGUACAAAAACAUCCAACGUCAUAACCCCGUCCCCUUCGCCGCCUAUAUCUGCUUGAACCAGACGACUAUUCUAUCUUCCUCGCCCGAGCAUUUCCUGUCCUGGUCCAGCAAUGGCACCAUCGACAUGGUCCCUAUGAAAGGCACAGUGAAAAAGACACCCGAUAUGUCGCUGGAAAAGGCCACGGCGAUCCUCUCCAACGCCAAAGAGACCGCCGAAAAUCUCAUGAUCGUCGAUCUCAUUCGACACGAUCUCUACAGCACGGUCGGACACGAUGCGCUUGUUGAAGUCAUCAAGCUAUGCGAUGUCAUCGAAACCGAGACUGUCUUCUCACUCGUCUCGCACAUUCGCGCCCACAUUCCGACACCUGCAGACACUGCCCGCCAGUCCAACGAGUUCAAGCAUGGAAUGACCAAAUAUGGCAUCAAAGCCCUGUUCAACACCCUUCCACCUGGAAGCAUGACGGGCGCUCCAAAGAAACGAUCCUGCGAGAUUCUCUGUCGCCUCGAGCAGAGACACAGGGGCGUUUACUCCGGCGCGAUAGGGUACAUGGAUAUCACUGGCAACGGAGCAUGGUCAGUCUGCAUACGCACCGCAUUCUCGCAUGCGGACGAGAACGUGCCUGAGACGGCCGAGAGCCCAGCGAUGCAGAAAUGGCACAUCGGCGCCGGUGGAGCCAUCACCGUGCUCAGCGACGAGGAGCAGGAAUGGGAAGAAAUGGUGACCAAACUGGACAGUGUCAUGCGUGGGUUCCGGGUGUGAUCCGAAUUCGACCUGAGGAAGUCACACUUUGUACCC
Molecule: messenger RNA, 2665 nt
Organism: Exophiala viscosa
Lineage: Eukaryota; Fungi; Ascomycota; Eurotiomycetes; Chaetothyriales; Herpotrichiellaceae
Product: aminodeoxychorismate synthase
Exons: 1
Coding region: 230-2629 (799 amino acids)
Biological process (GO): 4-aminobenzoate biosynthetic process
Cellular component (GO): cytoplasm
Molecular function (GO): aminodeoxychorismate synthase activity
Source: RefSeq, a predicted model, not a curated record